This is a messenger RNA of Aureococcus anophagefferens, 1218 nucleotides long. RefSeq lists its product as hypothetical. NCBI's taxonomy places the organism in Eukaryota, Pelagophyceae, Pelagomonadales, Pelagomonadaceae. The transcript has 2 exons. The record is from RefSeq and is a predicted model, not a curated record. Gene Ontology annotation, molecular function: phosphatidylinositol binding. The coding region runs from base 1 to 1218 and encodes 405 amino acids.
AUGGCCGUCGCCUGCGCGGGCCACCUGCCCUUCAAGAUCGGCGGCGCGACGUCGGACCCCAUGUGCGCGCUCCACAAGCUGCGCUGGGGGUCGGACCCCCUCUUCUUCGCGGUGCCGAGGGACGACGCCCCCGAGGAGGCGCCGGCGUCGCCGGAGCCGGCGGCGGCGCCCCCCGCGCCCGGCGGCCUGAAGCGCACGCUGACGCGCGGCGGCAUCGCGCCGGACGAGCCCGCGGCCGCCGUCGCCGCGGCCGCCGCGGCGCGGAGCGCGCCGUCGGACGCCGCGCCGGCCCUCGGCGUCUGCCCCGCGGAGCUCGAGAACGCGCUGAAGGAGAUCUCGCACGCCCCCGAGCACGUGCUGCGCUACGGCCGCGGCUCGUCGCUCGGCAUGCACCCGAGCCUCAGCAAGAGCGAGAGCGAGACGUCGGACGCAGGGCAGGACAAGGGUGAUUCAACGUCGGACGCGGGCGGCUGGGGCUUCUACAAGGACUGCGAGGGCACGCCCGGCGACAGCGCCUACCGCCUCGACGCUACGGCCCUGUCCAACCGCGAGACGCCCGACUACGUGCUCGAGGACAGUCUAGCCAAUCAAGCGCUGUGGCACUCGACCGCGGGCUGCCGGCCCGCGCAGCCCGCGCACGAGCGGCGCCAGUUCGAGGAGCUCUGGGCCCAGAACCUGGCCAACUCCCAGGCGUCGGGCGGCGAGGCGCGGUCCGACUCGAACUCGAAGCGGCGGCGGGCUCUAGUCUGCGACCGCGCGCCGGUCGAGGUCGGCGGCGCGCAGCUCCUCCUCCGGGAGUCGUCGCCCUUCGGCACGUCCGUGACCAAGUCCUGGCGCUGCGACUGCUGCGGCGAGCUGACGUCCAUCAUGAUCCGCAUCCCCAAGUACCAGAUCGUGCGCAAGGGCGGCAAGUCGCACGCGGAGUAUCUGGUGGUCGCGCGGCUCGGCGCCGUGACGUUCGGCCUCUGGCGCCGCUUCGCGCACUUCACGGCGCUCCACGACAAGAUCAGCAAGACCUUGGACAAGGACGACUACCAGAACACGCUCUGGUCCUGGCGCUGCCUCCGGCGCCGCCAGCGCUGGUUCCGCUGCCUCGACCGCGACUACCUCGCGCUCAAGUGCUUCCUCCUCGAGCGCUUCCUCCACGACGCGGUCUUCGAGUCCGCGUCGUCGACGCUCUUCGCCGACUUCCUCGAGAUCACCCUCGCGCAGCCCUAG